Paramecium tetraurelia is the source of this 1556-nucleotide messenger RNA. RefSeq lists its product as uncharacterized. The record is from RefSeq and is a predicted model, not a curated record. Lineage: Eukaryota; Ciliophora; Oligohymenophorea; Peniculida; Parameciidae. The transcript is spliced from 3 exons.
AUGUCUCCUAAAUAGAUUUAUCAGGAUAAAAGCAGAGAGCCUAAUCACCUGAGAAAAAAUUCACUGUUAAAUUGUUCAGUCAAACAGUUCCAAUAAGUUGUUUUGAUGAAGCCAAAUUUAUUGAUUUAGUUUAAUAAGUCAAUGCUUAUGAAAUAGAAAUUAACUGGUAAUUGCAUUUAAACAACGAAAACUCAAUUAAAUGUUGAUGAACUCCUUGACGAUAAUACAGACACUGUGUAUGUUUCUACUAGAGUAGAAAGAAAUGAUGUGAUCAAAUGCAUUGUCAAAGCUCCCGAGGAUGCUACUGUUAAUGUGACUAAGAGUAUUACGGAGACAUUGACUUUUGAUAUAAAUGAAUAAGCUUUUGUAUUCUAUGGAAGAGACAAAUAAGAAUAUCUAAUUGAUGUGAGUAAAAAGGAUUGUUUCUCCUAAAAGAGAACAGUAUUUUUAUAAGGGAAUGCUGAUGUGAAAAUUGAAUUUGAUUUAGUUAGUUGUGUUGAAACCACCUUGUAAUUUAGAGCCUACAAUAUUCUCUUAAGAAGUGGAUCGCACAAAGAUAUUGAGAAUUGCAGACUAGAAAUAUUUUAAUCUGAUUAAGCAGAUCAAGAACCUAUAGUAGGCAUGACCAACGAUUAAGGAUUCUAUAGUUGUCCAGGAUUGAUGUUUAAAUAAGUGAGAGUACAUGCAUAAAGAAAAGGAUUCUUGUAAGUAUCAUAUGAUUUUGACGUGCUUGCUAAUUCUACAGGGUAGUUACUAAAUAUUCCUAUGAUCCCAGACUAUUAUAGUCUUAUUAAUCAAUAUCAUAUUCUGAUAUAUGUUCCAAAUAAGAAUAACUUUUAAUUAGACUUCGCACUUGUUUGUCCAGAUGGCACAAAAAUAGAUUCUAAAAAUAGACAGCAUAAUGUGAUGAAGUCAAAAUUGGAGAUAAAUAGAAUUAAUUAGUCGACAAUGUUAUGGAAUUUUUCUGUUCAUGUUUAAUCCCUAAAUCCAUUUUUACCUGACAAUUGUUUCCAGUUCUUCAUUAAUAAUUAAAAGCCUAAACGCACUCUACUUUGUUAAGAGCCAUUGUCACCUUAAUGCAAGGAAAAUGGAGUUAGCAGUGCUGCAAAAGCAUCGUGUUUCAAGACUGUUAAUUUGAAUGAGAUGUUCCUAAAAACAAGAGUUAUGUAAACAGAAAUUAAGACAUUUGUGAGAUAGGAGAGUGAUGUAAUAGCUUAAAAGAUCAAUAACUAUUGUGCAGAGGAAUCUGUUAGAAUAUUUGUUACUUUUGGACACAAAGUGUUGGAGACAUUCAUGAUUUAGAGCAAUUUAUUAAUGCAUAAUGAGAAAUGCUUUGGAGUGAUUGAUUUGGAUAAGAGGUCAUUUAUUAGAGAUAACGAAGUGAGUUAACAAAAUAUUAAAAGAAAUCUUUCAAAGAUGCCCACAUUCAAGAGAGACUAAAAGGGAGGGAAUGAGGAUAGAACUAUGACUACAAUUUUAUCCCACAUCACAAAUUAAAGAUUUUAGGAAUGAGAUUUAUAUUAUAAAUUUACUAUUAAUAUUAUUUGAAUGUUUAA